This is a messenger RNA of Saccostrea echinata, 714 nucleotides long. Its product is annotated as glutathione S-transferase-like. Bases 63 to 692 code for a protein of 209 amino acids. Gene Ontology annotation, biological process: glutathione metabolic process. NCBI's taxonomy places the organism in Eukaryota, Metazoa, Mollusca, Bivalvia, Ostreida, Ostreidae. The record is from RefSeq and is a predicted model, not a curated record. The transcript has 5 exons. Gene Ontology annotation, molecular function: glutathione transferase activity.
AAUUUGGUCUCCAGUUUAGAAAUAUUUCCUAAAUUGACUUUUUAACAUUGGACAAAGGCAGAAUGCCAAAGUACAAGCUGACAUAUUUUGAUCUAAGAGGACGAGCAGAGCCCACCAGGCUUUUGUUUACCGUAGCGGGUGUCUCAUUUGAAGAUGAAAGGAUCAGAAAGGAACAAUGGACAGCCAUUAAAGACAAAACACCCGGAAAUUCCUUGCCUGUACUGUCUGUUGACGGCUUUCUCAUUUCACAAAGUAUGGCAAUAAACAGACAUCUGGCACGAACGUUUGGUCUGGACGGAGAAACAUUGUCUCAGAAAGUAAAAGUUGAUGAAAUAGUAGAAUGUCUGGUAGAGAUGAAAAAUAAAAUGGCCGAACUACCGAUGCUGAGUGAAGAUCCAAGGAAACAGGAAUGGGCAAGGCAAAUUUUGAAAUCCUUCCAAGAGUUAAUGGUAAAAGCAUGUACCUUCAUUGAAGCACAGAUACAAAAGAACAUGAAAGAGGGAAAAGGAUUUGCUGUUGGAAAUCGGUUGACUUUUGCCGACAUCAUGAUCUUUGAAGCAUUUGAAAACAUUUUAGCAACAAACAGCAAUGCGCUGGACAAAUGUUUGGGAAUUAUGAAAUGCCGUGCGAAAGUGGCCAACAUGCCCCGUAUUAAGGAAUACUUAUCGAAACGACAACAUACUAACUUUUGAAAAACUUGGUUUUGUUAAAAUG